Messenger RNA from Peromyscus maniculatus bairdii (prairie deer mouse), 6834 nucleotides. The record is from RefSeq and is a predicted model, not a curated record. NCBI's taxonomy places the organism in Eukaryota, Metazoa, Chordata, Mammalia, Rodentia, Cricetidae.
GGGCAGUCCCAUGGAUCCAAUGGUGAUGAAGAGGCCGCAGUUGUAUGGGAUGGGCACUCACCCCCAUUCCCAGCCGCAGCAGAGCAGUCCAUACCCAGGAGGCUCCUAUGGUCCCCCGGGCGCACAGCGGUAUCCCCUCAGCAUGCAGGGCCGGGCUCCAGGGGCCCUGGGAGGCAUGCAGUACCCACAGCAGCAGAUGCCGCCGCAGUACGGACAGCAAGGUGUGAGUGGCUACUGCCAGCAAGGCCAGCAGCCAUACUACAACCAGCAGCCGCAGCCCCCGCACCUCCCGCCCCAGGCGCAGUACCUGCAGCCCCAGUCCCAGCAGAGGUACCAGCCGCAGCAGGUGAGCAUGGCUGCCACCCCCAGGUCUUCUUCUCUCCUCCAGGACAUGUCUCAGGAAGGCUAUGGAACUAGAUCUCAGCCUCCUCUGGCCCCUGGAAAAUCCAACCACGAAGACUUGAAUUUAAUCCAACAGGAAAGACCAUCGAGUUUACCAGUUGAAGUCUUGGCCUCGGACGAUGCAGCCUUUGGACUCAAGGACCUGUCUGGCUCCAUCGACGACCUCCCCACAGGAACGGAAGCAACUCUGAGCUCCGCAGUCAGUGCGUCCGGUUCUACAAGCAGCCAGGGGGAUCAGAGCAACCCGGCUCAGUCUCCCUUCUCCCCACACGCAUCACCCCAUCUCUCCAGCAUCCCCGGGGGGCCGUCACCUUCUCCUGUUGGCUCUCCUGUGGGAAGCAACCAAUCUCGGUCUGGUCCGAUUUCCCCUGCGAGUAUUCCAGGCAGCCAGAUGCCUCCUCAACCACCUGGGAGCCAGUCAGAAUCCAGUUCCCAUCCUGCCUUGAGCCAGUCACCAAUGCCGCAGGAAAGAGGUUUUAUGGCAGGUACACAGAGAAACCCUCAGAUGUCUCAGUACGGACCUCAGCAGGCAGGACCAUCCAUGUCUCCUCACCCUUCUCCUGGGGGCCAGAUGCAUCCUGGAAUCAGUAACUUUCAGCAGAGUAACUCAAGUGGCACUUACGGUCCACAAAUGAGCCAGUAUGGACCCCAAGGCAACUACUCCAGAACGCCAACGUAUAGUGGUGUACCCAGUGCAAGCUACAGCGGCCCAGGGCCCGGUAUGGGCAUCAAUGCCAACAACCAGAUGCAUGGACAAGGGCCAGCCCAGCCAUGUGGUGCGGUGCCCCUGGGACGGAUGCCUUCCGCUGGGAUGCAGAGCAGACCGUUCCCUGGAAACAUGAGCAGCGUCACCCCCAGCUCUCCUGGCAUGUCUCAGCAGGGAGGGCCAGGAAUGGGCCCGCCCAUGCCCACUGUGAACAGGAAGGCCCAGGAAGCUGCUGCAGCUGUGAUGCAGGCCGCUGCCAACUCAGCACAGAGCAGGCAAGGCAGUUUUCCCGGCAUGAACCAGGGUGGACUCAUGGCCUCCAGCUCUCCCUACAGCCAGCCCAUGAACAACAGCUCCGGCCUGAUGAACACACAGGCACAGCCCUACAGCAUGGCUCCUACCAUGGUGAACAGCUCCACAGCAUCUAUGGGUCUUGCAGAUAUGAUGUCUCCUGGCGAAUCCAAACUGUCCGUGCCUCUUAAAGCAGACGGGAAAGAAGAAAGUGUGCCCCAGCCCGAGAGCAAGUCGAAGGAUAGCUACAGCUCUCAGGGUAUUUCUCAGCCUCCGACCCCAGGCAACCUGCCGGUCCCCUCCCCAAUGUCCCCCAGCUCUGCCAGCAUCUCCUCCUUUCACGGAGAUGAGAGUGAUAGCAUUAGCAGCCCAGGCUGGCCCAAGACGCCAUCGAGCCCUAAGUCCAGCUCAUCUUCCACCACUGGGGAGAAGAUCACAAAAGUGUAUGAGCUGGGAAACGAGCCGGAGCGGAAGCUGUGGGUCGACCGCUACCUGACAUUCAUGGAGGAGAGGGGCUCCCCGGUGUCCAGCCUCCCCGCUGUGGGCAAGAAGCCCCUGGACCUGUUCCGACUCUAUGUCUGCGUCAAGGAGAUCGGAGGUUUGGCCCAGGUUAAUAAAAACAAGAAGUGGCGUGAGCUGGCAACCAACCUAAAUGUUGGCACUUCAAGCAGCGCAGCCAGCUCCCUGAAGAAGCAGUAUAUUCAAUACCUGUUCGCCUUCGAGUGCAAGAUUGAGCGCGGGGAGGAACCUCCGCCUGAAGUCUUCAGCACCGGGGAUGCAAAGAAACAGCCCAAGCUGCAGCCGCCAUCUCCUGCUAACUCAGGAUCCUUACAAGGCCCACAGACUCCACAGUCAACCGGCAGCAACUCGAUGACAGAAGUUCCCGGGGACCUGAAGCCACCGACCCCAGCAUCUACCCCUCAUGGACAGAUGACCCCCAUGCAAAGUGGAAGAAGCAGUACAAUCAGUGUGCACGACCCAUUCUCAGAUGUGGGUGAUUCAUCCUACCCCAAACGGAACUCUAUGACUCCAAAUGCACCGUACCAGCAGGGCAUGAGCAUGCCAGACAUGAUGGGCCGGAUGCCCUAUGAGCCCAACAAGGACCCCUUCAGUGGGAUGAGAAAAGUGCCUGGAAGCAGCGAGCCCUUUAUGGCACAAGGACAGGUGCCCAACAGCGGCAUGCAGGACAUGUACAACCAGAGUCCCUCGGGCGCCAUGUCCAAUCUGGGCAUGGGGCAGCGGCAGCAGUUUCCCUAUGGAGCCAGUUAUGACCGAAGGCAUGAGGCUUACGGGCAGCAGUAUCCAGGCCAAGGUCCUCCCACAGGACAGCCACCGUAUGGAGGACACCAGCCUGGCCUGUACCCACAGCAGCCGAAUUACAAACGCCAUAUGGAUGGCAUGUACGGGCCUCCGGCCAAGCGCCACGAAGGGGACAUGUACAACAUGCAGUAUGGCGGCCAGCAGCAGGAAGUGUACAACCAGUAUGGAAGCUCUUACUCUGGCCCGGACAGGAGGCCCAUCCAGGGCCAGUAUCCCUACCCCUACAACAGAGAGAGGAUGCAGGGCCCAGGCCAGAUGCAGCCCCAUGGAAUCCCACCUCAGAUGAUGGGUGGUCCCAUGCAGUCAUCCUCCAGCGAGGGGCCUCAGCAGAAUAUGUGGGCGACACGCAACGAUAUGCCUUAUCCCUACCAGAACAGGCAAGGCCCAGGCGGCCCUGCACAGGCGCCGCCUUACCCAGGCAUGAACCGUACAGAUGAUAUGAUGGUACCAGAUCAGAGGAUCAACCAUGAGAGCCAGUGGCCUUCUCACGUCAGCCAGCGCCAGCCUUACAUGUCGUCUUCGGCCUCCAUGCAGCCCAUCACGCGCCCACCUCAGUCAUCCUACCAGACGCCACCGUCACUGCCAAACCACAUCUCCAGGGCGCCUAGCCCUGCCUCCUUCCAGCGCUCCCUGGAGAGUCGCAUGUCUCCAAGCAAGUCUCCCUUCCUGCCCGCCAUGAAGAUGCAGAAGGUCAUGCCCACAGUCCCCACAUCCCAGGUCACCGGGCCACCCCCUCAGCCACCGCCAAUCAGAAGGGAGAUUACCUUCCCUCCUGGUUCUGUGGAAGCAUCCCAGCCCAUCCUCAAACAAAGGCGAAAGAUCACCUCAAAAGACAUUGUUACUCCCGAGGCGUGGCGUGUGAUGAUGUCCCUUAAGUCGGGUCUGCUGGCCGAGAGCACGUGGGCCUUGGACACCAUCAACAUCCUCCUCUAUGACGACAGCACCGUCGCCACCUUCAACCUCUCCCAGCUGUCUGGAUUCCUGGAACUUUUAGUAGAGUACUUUCGAAAAUGCCUGAUUGACAUUUUCGGAAUUCUUAUGGAAUAUGAAGUGGGUGACCCCAGCCAAAAAGCACUUGGUCACCAUGUGGGGAAGAAAGGUGACAGCCGGUCCUCGGGAGACGAUUCUGGGAAGGAAGAGGAAGAUGCUGAGUGUCUUGAUGAAGAGGAGGAGGAUGAGGAGGAGGAGGAGGAAGACGUCGAAAAGAUGGAGUCAGAGGGCAAGAGCUCCGCUGCCCCUGCUGCUCCAGAUGCAACCCCGGACCCCAAGGAGACACCAAAGCAGGCCAGUAAGUUUGACAAGCUGCCCAUAAAGAUUGUCAAAAAGAGCAACCUGUUUGUGGUGGACCGGUCUGACAAGCUGGGCCGCGUGCAAGAGUUCAACAGCGGGCUCCUGCACUGGCAGCUGGGGGGUGGCGACACCACAGAGCACAUCCAGACGCACUUCGAGAGCAAGAUGGAGAUCCCUCCUCGCAGGCGCCCGCCUCCACCUCUGAGCUCCACAGGAAGGAAGAAAGAGCCGGAAGGCAAAGGUGAUUCUGAGGAGCAGCCAGAGAAAAGCAUCAUAGCCACCAUCGAUGACGUCUUGUCUGCCCGGCCAGGGGCCCUGCCUGAAGACGCCAACCCAGGACCCCAAACCGACAGUAGCAAGUUUCCCUUUGGAAUCCAGCAGGCCAAAAGCCACCGGAACAUCAGGCUCCUGGAGGAUGAGCCCAGGAGCCGAGACGAGACACCGCUGUGCACCAUCGCACACUGGCAGGACUCACUGGCCAAGCGCUGCAUCUGUGUGUCCAACAUCGUGCGGAGCUUGUCUUUCGUGCCUGGCAACGACGCAGAGAUGUCCAAACACCCAGGCCUGGUGCUGAUCCUGGGAAAGCUGAUCCUGCUGCAUCACGAGCAUCCAGAGAGAAAACGGGCGCCGCAAACCUAUGAGAAGGAGGAGGAGGAGGACAAGGGGGUGGCGUGCAGCAAAGAUGAGUGGUGGUGGGACUGCCUUGAGGUCUUGCGGGAUAACACAUUGGUCACGUUGGCCAACAUUUCCGGGCAGCUAGACUUGUCUGCAUACACGGAGAGCAUCUGCUUGCCGAUCCUGGACGGCUUGCUGCACUGGAUGGUGUGCCCGUCUGCAGAGGCACAGGACCCCUUUCCCACCGUGGGGCCCAACUCAGUCCUGUCACCACAGAGACUUGUGCUGGAGACCCUCUGUAAACUCAGUAUCCAGGACAACAACGUGGACCUGAUCUUGGCCACACCUCCAUUUAGUCGUCAGGAGAAAUUUUAUGCUACAUUAGUUAGGUACGUGGGGGAUCGCAAAAACCCAGUCUGUCGAGAAAUGUCCAUGGCGCUUUUAUCGAACCUUGCCCAGGGGGACGCACUGGCAGCAAGGGCAAUAGCUGUCCAGAAGGGAAGCAUUGGAAACUUGAUAAGCUUCCUGGAGGACGGGGUCACGAUGGCGCAGUACCAGCAGAGCCAGCAUAACCUCAUGCACAUGCAGCCGCCACCUCUGGAGCCUCCUAGUGUAGACAUGAUGUGCAGGGCGGCCAAGGCUUUGCUGGCCAUGGCCAGAGUGGACGAAAACCGCUCAGAAUUCCUUUUGCACGAGGGUCGGUUGCUGGAUAUCUCGAUAUCGGCUGUCCUGAACUCUCUGGUGGCGUCUGUCAUCUGUGACGUACUGUUUCAGAUUGGGCAGUCAUGACAUACGUGAGGAGACACGCAUGUGUGAGUGAAGAUAGAGGGUCACGUAGAAAUGGCUGUUUUCUGCUCUCGUUCAUCCAGCGUAGGAAGAAGGAAAAGUCUCUGCUCCUCUGCCCCAUUCACUAUUUACAAAUUGGGAAUUAAAUCAUUAAUUUGAACAGUUAUAAAAAUUAAUAUUUGCUGUCUGUGUGUAUAAGUACAUCCUUUGGGGAUUUUCUAUUUCUUUUUUUUUUUUUUUUAACCAAAGUUGCUGUCUAGUGCAUUCAAAGGUCACUUCUUUUUUCAUGAAUUUCCUUUUUAAUGUUUUUUUUUUUCAUGUUGUAUUGCAGUUUUGGGGAAGUGAAUUGACUUUAAAAAAAGUUUUGACAAAAGAUGCUAAGAUAGGAAAAUUUCACCACACUGAGGCAAAAAGGUGAAAGGAAAAUAGAUCCUUGAAUUGAUUUCCUGUGAAUUUUAUUCUUCACAGAAUGAAAAAAAUAAAAUAACAAAAACAAAAACAAAACUGCAUCCCGUCACCCAAAGCUCUGUGCAAUAGAAGCUUCUAGAAAUAUAGGUAUAGGGGCUGGAGGAGGUGUGGCAGUCAGUCAGAACGAUGAGUGAUGCUGGUUUCUCCACAAGGAUGUGGUUGUUUUAGGCUACGAGCAAAAAACAGCGCUUUCGGUUGGGGGUGAAAACGCACUCCUAACAGCCAUCCACAGAACCGCUGCCUCAACACGACCGCCAUGUCUGCUGUGGUUCAGCCUCCACGUGACAGUUCUUCACAAUUCCUUCCAUCAUUUUUUAAAUAUUUUUUUUACUGCCUUUGGGCUGUGAUGUAUAUAGAAGUUGUACAUUAAACAUACCCUCAUUUUUUUCUUUUCUUUUUUUUUUUUAGUACAAAGUUUUUAGUUCCUUUUUCAUGAUGUGGUAACUACGAAGUGAUGGUAGAUUUAAAUAAUUUUUUAUUUUUAUUUUAUAUAUUUUUUCAUUAGGACCAUAUCUCCAAAAAAAAAGAAACAAAAAAUAUAAAAAACAAAAAUUAAAAAAAAAAAGAGGGUAAUGUACAAGUUUCUGUAUGUAUAAAGUCAUGCUCUGUUGGGAGAGCGGCUGGUCCCAAUUUGCUUCAUGAAUCAAGGUGUGGAAAUGGUUGCAUAUGGAUUGAUUUAGGAAAUGGAUACCAGUACAGACAAAAAACAAAAAAAAAAAAGGAAGAAAAGAAAAAAGAAAACACAACUAAAAGGAAGAAACACAGCUUCAAAGAUUUUUCUGUGACAAGAAUCCACAUUUGUAUUUCAAGAUAAUGUAGUUUAAGAAAAGAAAAAAAAUGAAAAAAACUUGAUGUAAAUUCCUCCUUUUCCUCUGGCUUAAUGAAUAUCAUUUAUUCAGUAUAAAAUCUUUCUAUGUCCCACAUGUUAAGAAUAAAUGUACAUUAAAUCUUGUUAA